This is a messenger RNA of Mytilinidion resinicola, 664 nucleotides long. RefSeq lists its product as uncharacterized. The record is from RefSeq and is a predicted model, not a curated record. NCBI's taxonomy places the organism in Eukaryota, Fungi, Ascomycota, Dothideomycetes, Mytilinidiales, Mytilinidiaceae. The transcript has 2 exons. Gene Ontology annotation, cellular component: nucleus. Bases 26 to 562 code for a protein of 178 amino acids.
CUAGACUCGACACCUCACGACCACAAUGCCUGGAAAAGGCCUUCAAAAGGUGCAGAAACAGAUCGCGAAGAAGAAGGGUCGCAACACCGUGCUUCAUGAGCACAGCCGCGACACCCAGCGACUGCAGCGAGCAAGUGCCCGUGAUGACAAGAUUAUCAGACUCACAUCCUUGAGAAACAAGCAGAACCGGCCGUAUGUGGACAGAAUCAACUUUAUCAAAACUGAAGUUGGCGACAAGACGACCCUUUCAUACGCAGAAAUCCAUGCUAUCAUCGAGAAAUUCUUGCGCCGAGAUGACGACGAAUUAGCGACACUGCAGGCUGAGCGUCGUCCGGGGCGCCCAUCAAGUAAUAGAGAGGUGCAAUUGAAGGAGAGGCAGAAACUGGAGAUGCGCGAGUACGAUUCGGGAUUCUGGAUGCCAGACCUGGAGGACGCCGCCAAUGUCAAGCUUCUGAAGGAUUGGGAGGGGCAGUGGGUGGGCUUGAACACGAUGAAGUUCGUUAGGCUAGAGAAGAAGGGUACCAGACACGAGUCCAGUUAUCCACCCAAGGGUCAAUCUUGAGCAACAAUGUGGCCACAUUCCGGUCAAUAACAGAGCCCAACGCGCCCAGCACACUGCUCGGGUCGUUGGAUUUCGAAAACGGUAGGAAGGAAGGGACGAAAA